AUGUUGUUUGACAAAAGAAAGAAGCAAGAAAUGAACAACGUCAAGAAAAUAUUUAAUAAUAAUGUGGAGAAACAACAAAUUUUUUCAGACCGGAAUGACCAGAUCGAUAGAAAGAAGUUUGGAGACGUUCUUACUCGUAGAUCAAAGCUUGAUCCCAUUAUCAAAGUAAGAUACACCAAACCUAGAAACGAGUCAUUAAAGCUUCAUCUUGUCAGGAAGAAAAUUGAGUAUGAGUACAUUGAAGUUGUAUUUUCCCGUGAGUUAGUCAAUUUUGGUUACAAUGAGUGGAUGCAAAUUCAAGAAAUCAUAGACAAGCACAAGGGUAUUCAUGCUCAAGAAGUGAAGUUGGCAAUUCAGCAGCUGCUCAGUAAAGUCAAGAAGUUGAACCUUGUGUCAUCAUCUAAUCAAAUGCUCUUUCAAUGCACUGAUGAUCUUCCUUCUGCUCUCACUGAACAUUUGUUUCAUCUUCGCUUGGAAGGACUUGGUCACUAUGAACAGGAAAGAGGAUAUCGCGUGCUGAUAUCUUUGGAGCUUAGUAGAAGACUGGAUGAACUUAAACUUGAUCAAUUCAGAUGGGUCAAGCCUUAG
Molecule: messenger RNA, 588 nt
Organism: Lactuca saligna
Lineage: Eukaryota; Viridiplantae; Streptophyta; Magnoliopsida; Asterales; Asteraceae
Source: the annotation of a GenBank genome assembly